Ooceraea biroi (clonal raider ant) is the source of this 2996-nucleotide messenger RNA. RefSeq names its product splicing factor 2 (gene SF2). The record is from RefSeq and is a predicted model, not a curated record. NCBI's taxonomy places the organism in Eukaryota, Metazoa, Arthropoda, Insecta, Hymenoptera, Formicidae. Gene Ontology annotation, molecular function: mRNA binding. Gene Ontology annotation, cellular component: cytoplasm; nucleus.
GAAAGAUCUUCGAUCACGCUAUUGCCCAUCCGUAUCUCCAUCUUGUUUGUUUCAUCAGUUGUGGGACGCAUACAAAAGAAGAGUGGUUUGUGCUGUUUCAAAGUUUCCUUAUUUUGUAAAAUUCCUGUUUCGGGUAUACCUGUAAGCACCGCUUAUUUCGACGAAAAGUCAGGUAUCAUGUCUCACGGUGGUAGAAACGAAUGUAGGAUAUACGUGGGAAAUUUACCGCCGGACAUCCGAACGAAGGACAUCCAAGAUCUCUUCUACAAGUUCGGUAAAGUUACUUUCGUUGACUUGAAAAAUCGUCGAGGACCGCCGUUCGCUUUCGUUGAAUUUGACGAUCCGAGAGACGCAGAAGAUGCAGUACACGCCAGAGAUGGUUAUGAUUAUGACGGUUAUAGAUUAAGAGUCGAAUUCCCGCGUGGCGGUGGUCCCAGCAAUAACUUUCGCGGUGGACGCGGUGGAGCUGGGGAUAGCGGUAGGGGCGGACGUGGUGAAAUGAGUAACUCCCGCGGCCGCGGUCCCCCUGCGCGACGAUCGCAAUACAGAGUACUCGUUACUGGCCUGCCACCAUCUGGCAGUUGGCAGGACCUCAAAGAUCAUAUGCGCGAAGCCGGUGAUGUAUGCUUUGCCGAUGUUUAUAAAGAUGGUACUGGUGUUGUCGAAUUUUUGAGGCAUGAUGACAUGAAGUACGCCGUGAAGAAGUUAGAUGAUUCACGAUUUAGAUCACAUGAGGGUGAAGUAUCUUACAUUCGUGUAAAAGAAGACCAUAGCGGUGGCGAUAGAGGACGCAGCGAAGACAGAGAGAGGGGCCGUAGCCGUUCGCGAAGCUACAGUCCGCGGCGUCGUGGUUCUCCUACUUACUCCCCACUGCGGCGUAAUUACUCGCGAUCAAGAUCUCGCUCCAGAUCUCGUUCAUACGACUAGUGUAUGAGAAUGAAAAUAGCGAAAUGGGAUACUUUCAAGAGGAAAUUCAGGAUCAGGAGAGGAGUCCCAUUCAAGGAUUCUCAAUUAGCUGGAUUUACUCUGGAUUAGCUGGAUCAGGAAACGUUGGCAAGUCCAUUACGAGGAGGCGAAAUAAUCAUUGAUAUUUCUUUUUUAAUCUAGUAGAAUCCCAGUUUGAAGUUAAAUAUUUUCGUGUGCUUCAAAAGGAAGCGUAGCAAGAGUGGAACUGUCUCAUUGUACGUGUUACGUGCUUAUCUGGAUUGCUUGUUAAAGUGCUUCGAACGUAUCAUAUUAUCGUAAUAUUGAUUCAAAGAAACAUAGUCCGCGUUUGUUCAUUUACUUACAAUAUAAACAGUCAAACUAGUAAUGGAUUGUCAACUGCACGGAUUCUGUUGGACGCAAUUCCGUUUAUAUAGUUACGAAGUUUAGUGAAGAUUCAUUUUCAAUCAUUGAGGACAGAUUUUUCACACGAUGUUUAUCCUCUUUUUCUUUGUUUUUUUAUUGGACAUAUCAACGUCAAUACUAGAUUCGAUUUCGUCAAUCAUCACGUACGAAAGAAGUACUUGUAGUGUUAAUUUCAAAAGGUGGAAGUGAUAAAUGAUGAUUUUUCGGGAAAAGACUGUCGCGCGCUUCUGCAGAUUGAUAUCGAUACAAUCGAUGAUAUCGGUGAUUUACAAUCUGAUUGCCAGGAAAAAAAAACGUGUCCACCGAUAACUGCGGCCGUUUUUCUCGACCGGAUUUUCGUGAUCAUCAAGUGCAUCUUUUUGUCGCGUAUGCUAUAAAAAGAAAAAAAAUCUACAGUGCGAAUCUUCAGGAUUUAACUGACAUUAACAAGAGGAUUUGUCGGGAACGGACGCCAUAGUUUUAAUGGAACUCAAUACGAGCGGUGGACGGACAGAAUAUUCCGGAUACGUUUGGAUUAGGACAGGCUGGCAGGAUUCGGAGCGGGAUAAAUUAUAGUAUGCAUGGACGGAUGUUUUUGGAUACGGAUAACAAAAUUGCCUACACCGGAUCAUGUCGAGCGGAUCACUCAGAUUCACUUAAGUGGACGAUAUUGCAUAUGCAAUGUGGAAGGACGUGUGGAUUUGGAUUUCAAGUAUUAUGUCAAUUAAGCCAUGCAGCCGAGCAUGAUGUCGUUCGCGCUUCAUAGGGUUCACGGGAAUAUCUCUACUAGGUCGGAUACGGAAUUUGGACUCGUCUUUAGCGAGACAAGAUAAUCGGACAGCGCUUGUUUUUCUCACGGAAAGAUGUGAAAAUGACGGAUGAGAUGAUGGCUUGCUUUAAGGUAUUUGCAAACAGUUUUCAUACCUGAGAUAUUUAUUCGAUAUUUGUUUCUGCAUGCUCUCUUCGAGAAGGUUCUUACAUUCGUAUUUUCAUUUUUGUCACUUACAAGGCAACUUAGUUACACGCAAUACAGCCUUCCUCGGAAAGGCCUGAAACAUGUGUUUGCAUUAAUAAUCGAUCUCCCCUUCCUGUGUCCAGCUUCAUUCACAUUACCAUGGAACCUGUCGCGCGUAGCACAAGGCAGGCUCUAUAACAAUAGCAAUUCAAUUGGUUGAUAACAGUUCUGUCUUUUCUGUUUUCUGAACAUCACGAGUAUGUAUUUUUUUUAAAUGUUUUAUGUCAUUUCUAUUAUUAUCACAUGAUUGUUAUGCGAACGAUGUAAUUAUGCGAACAAUAAGGAGAAUGAAUAGCGUCAGAUUUACAUGGUGCGUAUUUUAUCCACGAAUACUUGAAUAUACAAUUGUGAAAAUUGAUAACAGCAAUCCCCCUUUGGCGCUUAUUUAACUAUAUAUUACACGUACAAGUUUAUUAUCUGCUAAUUUCUUUAUUAUUCUGUGCAUUGUACAUGUAUAUGAAUAAUGCGUUACAUCGCAAGAAUAUCGCAACUGGACUAAAUAACGCGCGGAUAAUCGCUUCAUUCACUUUGAAUAAAAUUGUUUUGUCUUAUUGCUUUCUCGCAAUUAUUUUCUUAACGCAGUACCGGGCGUUGCCAAAUGUUAAAUUGGUAAAUCGAAUGAGCAGAAAUAAAUACGUGUGAAGUGCAAAUA